GUAAUUUUGGCAAUAUGAAAUUUCGUGUAGCAGAAGUGAAAGUGUUAUAGUAGUGAGGGAUUGAAAAAUAAACAAACAUUGUAUAGAAAUUUGUUGAAAUGACUGAACCAAGAGUAAAUCCUUUCAAAAAAUUUUGUGAUAAAAUUAUUGAAACAAUUGAUGGUCCAGUAACAUGGUUUAGAGAAACAGUAGUGCUGCCCAAUCGAAAGCAUUAUCCUUACUAUCAUAGAAAAUUCAAUCGAGUCCCCACAUUUGAUGAAUGCUAUGAAGAUGACGCAGUGUGCAUUUAUGAAGCAAAUGAGCAGUUUAAAAGGGAUAUGCAAGUUGAUGGUUUUAUUUUACAAAUUUUGAAUGACAGAAGAACGGAAUGUUUAAAAUAUGAAGGCCAUGAUAGUGAAGAAAGAUGCAAAAAAAUAUUUGAUGACUAUGAUGAAGCUGUAUUAAACCACUUUAUUAAAUAUGGAGAUCUGGGUGCCUUUGCUCAUGUUAAAUUCUGUUACAUGAAACAGAAACAUAGAUUAGUGUAUGAACGUAGAAAAGCAGCUGGAACAUGGAAACCAAUCAUCAAAGAACAUGAAGGAAGUUUUAUAUGGUAGAAGGAAUACCUGUACAAAAAUUGACUUGAUAGAUUUGAUAUCCCAAUAUAAAAAAUCUACUGUUAAUUUCAACACUCUGUAAAUUAGUUCUGUUACUGCAAUUACUGUUUUCAAAAUAAUAAAAAUCAUUUACAAAACUGCUUUUUUGGAUACAUAUUUAUCUUUUUUUG
Messenger RNA from Uloborus diversus, 766 nucleotides. It is a transcript of the gene ND-PDSW, whose product is annotated as NADH dehydrogenase [ubiquinone] 1 beta subcomplex subunit 10-like. NCBI's taxonomy places the organism in Eukaryota, Metazoa, Arthropoda, Arachnida, Araneae, Uloboridae. The record is from RefSeq and is a predicted model, not a curated record. Bases 99 to 596 code for a protein of 165 amino acids. The transcript is spliced from 5 exons.